AUGGUGAUACUGAGGAGAGAGUUGAAAUAUGCACAGAUUGAAUCGGAAUUAAGUAGAAUGAUGCCCUCCGAUGACGAGGAAGAUGAGGACGAUGAAGAAUUUACCUUCGUGAGUGAAAGGCCCAACUUAUUUAAUAAUUUAGAUGCAAAGAUGAAUAAGAUUCAAUCUUAUAGCUACAAAGAACUCUUAGACAUUCUUGAUGACUGUAAUCAGUCAGCGCAAUCACUCUCCCCAGCGCAACCAUCCACCCCAGUGCAAGCACCCUCCCCAGUUCAGGAAUUUACCAUACGUUCUUCACCAGAGAGGAAUGUUUCUGAGAAGGAUGCAGUUGAUGAGCCCAUGUCAUCUUUUUCACUUGAGAGUAAUGUUCCUGUGGAGGCUGCAGUUAAUGAGCCCAUGUUACCUUCUGCUCUUGAGGAAGAUAUUCGUUCAGAGCCUGUGGCUGAAGAGCCCAGACCGCCUCCUAUACCUACACCUGCCUAUCAAUGUAGAGGACCUUCUGAUCCACAAAGAUUUAGAUCCAGUUCAAAUUAUUUUGAUAUAUUGAAGAAAUCGCGAGAGUGCCUGCCGUUGCUGGAGAUUUUGUAUUCAGAGAAGAUAUAUGCUGUAGGAACCAUUCGAGCGAACAGGAAGGGAUUGCCACCAGAAAUUAGCAAGCAAAACAAAGAUCUAAAACUAAGUCCUGGUGAGUUCAUCUUCAAAUUUGCAUGCGUUAAAUGGAUGGAUACAAAAGAUGUAUUAGUAAGUACUACAGCGCAUGAUCCAAGGUCUGUUGAAGUAAAACAAAGGACACAGAAGAACGGCUCAAAAAAGCAAUGUUUUGUCCAGUUGCUAUAA
Messenger RNA from Parnassius apollo (apollo), 837 nucleotides. NCBI's taxonomy places the organism in Eukaryota, Metazoa, Arthropoda, Insecta, Lepidoptera, Papilionidae. The record is from the annotation of a GenBank genome assembly.